Molecule: messenger RNA, 344 nt
Organism: Staurois parvus
Lineage: Eukaryota; Metazoa; Chordata; Amphibia; Anura; Ranidae
Source: the annotation of a GenBank genome assembly
GCGGAUAUAGUGAAUGCGGGGUCCGGGGAGACCGGAUAUAGUGAAUGCCAGGGUCCGGGGAGACCGGAUAUAGUGAAUGCAGGGUCAGGGGAGACCGGAUAUAGUGAAUGCAGGGUCCGGGGGAGAGCGGAUAUAGUGAAUGCAGGGUCCGGGGAGAGCGGAUAUAGUGAAUGCAGGGGUCCGGGGAGACAAGAUAUAGUGAAUGCAGGGUCCGGGGAGAGCGGAUAUAGUGAAUGCAGGGUCUGGGGAGAGCGGAUAUAGUGAAUGCAGGGUCCAGGGAGACCAGAUAUAGUGAAUGCAGGGUCCGGGGAGAGAGGAUAGAGUGAAUGCAGGGUCUGGGGAGA